CGCAGGGUCCCUCGCACCCCACAACACGCAAAGAAAAAGGGAGAGAAACAGGAAGAGUAUUAAACAGCAGGGGCGACCUGUUCGCCCCCACCUUCUUGUUCACCCCUUUCUUCUUCCUUUCUCCAUUCCUGGUUUGCUCUCUCUGCAAGUAAACCCGCUCCCCCCCUCCCUGUCGCUAUGGAGCUCCUUCGCUCCCACCUUUCCCGCGUUCGGAUUCCCGAGCCGUCGAAUCGCAUUUAUAAGCAAGAGUGCUGCGUUUCCUUCGACACCCCGAGGUCGGAAGGAGGGCUUUAUAUCGAUAUGAGUACGUUUUUAGCUUUUGGGAAGGACUAUGUCGAGUGGAAUUACGAGAAGACGGGGAAUCCAGUUUAUCUACACAUAAAGGAGACUAGGAAGUCAGUCCCGGAGGACCGGCCGCUAAAGAAACCCACUUUACUUGCCAUUGGUGUUGAUGGAGGUUUCGAAAGCCAAGAGCUGGAGUACGAAGCAACUCAUAAGAUUGUUGUGCUGCCAACAUAUGUGGAACUUCCAUUCCCAUCUGUCGAGCUGCCUGAGAAGGUCAGAUUGGCAGUUGAUGCCAUCUUGAUGUCAGAAGGCAUUGAGAGAAAAGAGCAGAUGACAUCUUGGGUGGCUGAUAAGAAGAAAGUGAGUGCAUAUGCAAUGGAUCUGCAACAGAUCGACAAUGGUGUUGUCAUUCCUCCCUCAGGGUGGCGGUGUUGCAAGUGUGACAAAGUUGAUAACUUGUGGCUUAAUCUGACCGACGGUAUGAUUCUUUGUGGGAGGAGAAACUGGGAUGGCAGUGGUGGCAACAAUCAUGCUAUUGAAUAUUAUAAUGAAACAAAGUACCCUUUGGCUGUAAAGCUUGGAACUAUAACUGCUGAUUUAGAAGGAGCAGAUGUUUUCUCAUACCCAGAGGAUGAAAGUGUUGAGGACCCCUUGUUAGCUCAACAUUUAGCAUUUUUUGGUAUUGAUUUUUCAUCGUUGAAAAAGACUGAAAUGACAACUGCUGAGAAAGAACUCGAUCAGAAUACCAACUUUGAUUGGAAUCGAAUACAAGAAAGUGGGCAGGAUGUGGAGCCUUUGUUUGGACCUGGAUAUACUGGACUUGUCAAUCUUGGAAAUAGUUGUUACCUGGCUUCCACAAUGCAAGUGGUUUUCUCUGCACGUUCCUUUUGUUCACGAUACUAUGGAAAACAAAGUCUGAGAGCAGCCUUUCAAAAUGCUCCUGCUGAUCCUACUUUGGAUUUGAAUAUGCAGAUGACAAAACUGGGGCAUGGUUUACUCUCUGGAAGAUAUUCAGUUCCAGUGCAGGAGGCUGAUGGAGUAGAUAACCCUACAAAACCAACUUCAAGUUAUAAACAAGAGGGUAUUCCUCCUCGGAUGUUUAAGGCAGUUAUUGCUGCCAACCACCCAGAGUUUUCAAGUAUGAGGCAACAGGAUGCCUUGGAGUUCUUUCUACAUCUCCUUGACAGAGUUGAGCAUGCUAAUGCCAGACAGUCUGAAUUUGAUCCAUCAAGAAGCUUCAAGUUUUUAAUUGAAGAAAGAAUUGCUUGUCCUUCCGGAAGAGUUGCAUACAAUAAAAGAGUUGACUACAUCCUAUCGUUGAACAUCCCAUUGCAUGAGGCUACUAAUAAAGAAGAGCUUAUGGCCUUCCAGAAGUCGAAAGCUGAAGAACUAAAAGGAAGUAAAAUUGAGGACAUUGUACGCCCUAGAGUGCCACUGGAGGCCUGCUUGGCAAGCUUCUCAGCACCGGAGGAGGUUCAGGAUUUUUAUAGCAGUGCCUUGAAUGCUAAAACAACAGCAAUCAAAACUGCUGGAUUCCUGACCUUCCCGGAUUAUCUGGUGUUGCAUAUGCGUAAGUUUGUUAUGGAGGAAGGCUGGGUCCCAAAGAAACUUGAUGUUUAUAUAGAUGUGCCUGAUACCAUAGACAUCAGCCACAUGCGUAGUAAAGGACUACAGCCUGGGGAAGAACUUCUACAAGAAUCAGACGAUGGUGAAAGGAGCAGUGGUUCUGCCGAACCUUUGGUCAAUGAGGAUAUUGUCGCACAGCUUGUGACCAUGGGUUUUAGCAACCUUCAUUGUCGGAAAGCUGUAAUCAACACAUCUAGUUCUGGAGUUGAGGAGGCAAUGAACUGGUUGCUUUCUCACAUGGAUGACCCAGAUAUAGAUGAUCCAAUUUCUGAAGGGACAAACACUUCUGUUAAUGAGGCACAUGUUAGUACCCUAAUCUCAUUUGGGUUUGAAGCAGACCUUGCUCGUAAAGCUUUGAAAGCUUCGGGUGGUGAUAUUGAGAAAGCCACUGACUGGAUAUUUAGUCAUCAAGAUGCUGCGGUUGCUACUAACAUGGAUGCAUCUUCUAGCAAUCCCCAGGAUGUGAUGAAUCAAGAGCUUCCUGAUGGCCAUGGAAGAUAUAAGCUCGUGGCAUUUAUUAGCCACAUGGGUACCUCUACGCAUUGUGGGCAUUACGUUGCGCAUGUUCUUAAAGAAGGAAGAUGGGUAAUCUUCAAUGAUGCCAAGGUUGGUGCGUCUGUGGACCCCCCUAGAGACAUGGGGUACUUGUACUUUUUUGAGCGCAUAAUCGAGUAAGAAACCAUGGUUAACUAUCAUGACGCCAUUCAUAGCAGCCUGGGCAAUUAGGUCACAGAGAGAAAGCAGGUCUAUAUUGAGGCCAUUCUUGGCCAGCCAUGUUCAAUUGCAUCAUGCUGUUUCAUGAAUUCUUUUAGGUGGUGAAAUAGAACAUGUUACAGUUGUCAUUUU
Messenger RNA from Nymphaea colorata (pocket water lily), 2757 nucleotides. Its product is annotated as ubiquitin carboxyl-terminal hydrolase 14. Gene Ontology annotation, biological process: protein deubiquitination. The transcript is spliced from 20 exons. The record is from RefSeq and is a predicted model, not a curated record. The coding region runs from base 178 to 2586 and encodes 802 amino acids. NCBI's taxonomy places the organism in Eukaryota, Viridiplantae, Streptophyta, Magnoliopsida, Nymphaeales, Nymphaeaceae. Gene Ontology annotation, molecular function: zinc ion binding; cysteine-type deubiquitinase activity; protein binding.